Molecule: messenger RNA, 852 nt
Organism: Trematosphaeria pertusa
Lineage: Eukaryota; Fungi; Ascomycota; Dothideomycetes; Pleosporales; Trematosphaeriaceae
Exons: 1
Coding region: 1-852 (283 amino acids)
Source: RefSeq, a predicted model, not a curated record
AUGGACAACGAUGGCAACCUUGUCGUGGACCCGCAAAAGAUGCGCAGCAUGGACAAAGCGCUCUUACUGGUCCUAAUCCUACUUCGGACACCAGAAGACCAACGUCACCAUGCUGCAAAGUGUACGCUAAGCGAUUUUACGACUCAUAAGGACAGAUUGCUCGUUCAUAAAGACGUUGCACCCAACGAACGCCCUCACCCUGCCGCCGUAAACUACGACGAGUUCCUGGAAAUGAUGGUGGGGUGGGAGCAGCUACCCAACCCUGCUCUAGUUGCGGAGGGUGGCGCCGCUACACAAACCUCAUGGAGAGCGAUCGCGGAGAUGCUCCGGGAGCGCGACAUCAGUCUCGAUGACAUUGACCAAUCGCUCUACCAUGAACUUACGACGCUCGCUGGUGAGGUUCUGCAGCACCGACUCGACGAACUCAAGGACCUUGCGCUCGCUGGCAUCCUCCGAGAGCGCAGGAAGAAGCUUCUAGCUGGUCUAGCGGCUGCCAGUAUGCGCCCACAAAAUACGUUUCACUAUAUCCAGCCCAAGGAACAGGACCGCAGGGUCCUCUACGCGAUGCGUUAUUCGCACAGCCACCCACGCGGCAAGCUCUUCGACCCUGCGGAAGAGAGGCAUCGCGACGUUCAAGUCGCCGAGCGUCAGGAGAACUCACAUACGAGGCCGACGAUUCAUGAGGGGAUUCAGACGCUGAAGGAAAAGAAGCGGACGUGGGCGAAGUCCAAGUGCGGGAAGGUAACGAAGUAUACGUGCAUUAUUCUGGUAAUCGUUGGGAUUCUGGCCGUCAUUCUGUUGGCUUGUUAUUUCAGGAUGGGGCAGAGCAGGAAGCCGUCUGCACGCGAGUAG